This is a messenger RNA of Canariomyces notabilis, 532 nucleotides long. RefSeq lists its product as uncharacterized. The transcript has a single exon. NCBI's taxonomy places the organism in Eukaryota, Fungi, Ascomycota, Sordariomycetes, Sordariales, Chaetomiaceae. The record is from RefSeq and is a predicted model, not a curated record. The coding region runs from base 161 to 442 and encodes 93 amino acids.
UGAGGCACCAAUGCAAGCUUCUCAGUGAUCGGCUUGGGGUAGCCUUGCCGGGCGCCUCGUCUCCACACUGCCCGGGAACCCUCUCACCUCGGGUGUCACACGCCCUUCCAGGCCUCACCUACCAUGUCUCCUACCAUACCUGUGCCUGUCUCUUCUUCGGAUGAAAGAUAUCACCCCAGCAUGUGCCUGCGGCCUCUUUCUUAGUCCAAGCCUGCCCUGGCCGCUCAAAGCAGGGCCAGACCACCUCGAUCUGCUGCGGCGACUCCCCGCAACGCAUGCAGAAUCACCCGCAUACAAGUCAAGUUACUCGCAUAUGUACCUUGGUCUCAGCCUUGCCUGUUCCAAACUUGCGUGCUUGAACCUUGCCAACCCCCAGGGCUUGCUUACACAUGGGGGUGCCCCCGUGAUAUACUCGAUCAGGGCUCCCUUUAAAGACCUCUGAGAUCCCCCCACACCCUGCCCACUUCUCUCCUCCUUCUCCUUCCACGUUACCCAAGUUCAACCUCAAGCGUUAGAAGUCUACAAGCGUAUC